GAUACACGUGGUAUACGAAGCAAACACCUAUAUAUACUUCAACUCAUUCACCUCUUCGCUUUGCGUCCUAUACAUACACUGCUAUCUGUAUCUAUAUAUGCAUAAUCAUCAUCUAUAAUUCUAUAUGGCUCCCUCUACGAACAAACCAGACGAAGAAGCUAGACACUCCAAGAUGAACAAACCGAUAUCUCCGGAGAACGGCGAUGAUGUCGCCGAAAAAGUCGGAGCGAAGAGGCAGCGCCGGCCGAGCGUCCGGUUGGGCGAGAUCGGAGGGUACGUGUCCUCCGAUUCGAACCGGAAAGUCGUGAAGAGCCAGGGGAAUGGGAAGCAGGUGGCGGUGAGCAAGAUUAAGGAGAGUAAUAAGAAUGUGGGUGCGAAAAAGUCGGGGGGUGAUGGGGUCGCGGAAAAGGUCGGGGGUGGGGAGAAAGAGGGGAAGAAGAGUUUUACGAAGAGGAUUAGGUCUAAUUUGGUGAGUGUGGAAGAUAAGGCGGGGGAUGAGUUUCGGGUUUCGGAUUCGGAGAGUCCAGUUGAUUCGGGGGAGAAUUUGGAGAUUGAGAAGCAGGGGAAAUCGGAUAGGGUUGAGAUUGGGAGGUUGAGUAAGAUUGCGGCUACGAAGAGAGUUAGGACUGAUAGGGUGAGUGUGGAGAAGUUUAGUGGUGGGAAGGAUGUGGAAUUUAGGGUUUCUGAUUCCGAGAGUUCGGAGAGGGAGGAGAGUCCGGUGAAUUUGGAAAUUGAGAAUGGUGAUCAGGUGGGGAAUGGCGGAAGAGGUGUGAGGAAAGGGGGGGACGGUCCGUUGGAGAAUGGUGAUGAGGAGAGGAAUGGGGUUAAGGGAUGGUUGAAUCAGUUGGGAUUAGGGAGGUAUGGGCCGGUUUUUGAUGUUCAUGAGGUGGAUGAGGAGGUUUUGCCGUUGUUGACAUUGGAGGAUUUGAAGGAUAUGGGGAUCAAUGCUGUUGGUUCGAGGCGGAAAAUCUUUGCCUAUAUUCAGAAGCUUAGGGAAUAGGGGAGCUUCUUUUGACUUCUUUAGUUGCUUUUCUUGAUAUAGAUGGUAGAGAGGGAGAGAAUGAGUCUUUAGUUGAAGAGAAGACAGAAUGUCUGAACAAGUUUUACUUUCUUGUUUGAAGUUCUAAACCUUUUGUUCUAUCUAGGAUUUUUGUGAACCUAAUUGUUUCUUCCCUAUAUUUCUUGUCUAUUAUAGAAUUUUGAUAGUUGUUCAUCA
Messenger RNA from Daucus carota subsp. sativus, 1216 nucleotides. RefSeq lists its product as uncharacterized. The transcript has a single exon. Lineage: Eukaryota; Viridiplantae; Streptophyta; Magnoliopsida; Apiales; Apiaceae. Gene Ontology annotation, molecular function: protein binding. The coding region runs from base 125 to 1000 and encodes 291 amino acids. The record is from RefSeq and is a predicted model, not a curated record.